Molecule: messenger RNA, 2010 nt
Organism: Trypanosoma rangeli
Lineage: Eukaryota; Euglenozoa; Kinetoplastea; Trypanosomatida; Trypanosomatidae
Product: tetratricopeptidedomain 39C
Exons: 1
Coding region: 1-2010 (669 amino acids)
Source: RefSeq, a predicted model, not a curated record
AUGAAUACGUUGAGUAGUGCCGAAUCGCUCGAAUGGGCUGCCGAAGACGAGGAUGAUAUUCACACAUCAAAGAAACGGCACCACUCACUAUCCAAAGGCGGGUUGAAGGCAUUGCGUGAAGCAACGAUAGAACAGAUAGUGAAGGGUGAUAAGGAUGUGGAGUAUGGGAUAUCUUUAUUUUUUAACAAUCGGGUGCAGGACUCGGAGAAACUCUUUGGAAGGUAUGCGGCGUUUGAUCCUCUUCAUGCGCUUGGGGCGUCCGUAAUCAGCACAAUAAAGGCGAUGCUGUCACUGGCAAAAAACGACAUGGAAAUAGCUGUGGAGAAACUGUCAUACACAAUUACCUUUGCGGAGGAGCUGAUUUCGUCGGAGAAAGCUUUUUUUGACAAAUUGGCGAAUACCUUGCGGAGGAGUGGUUCACGAAAGAGACUUUUGCCGGGCGAGUUCCGCGCCAAGGCCAUCCUUGCAGAUGCCCUUGUCCUUAGAGGCUUUAUUCUACUGCUACAGCAUAAUUCCAUUUCUGGUAUUGUAAAAGGCGGUAUGGCUCUUAAUAAAAGCUAUUCUUUAUUUAAGUCCUUGACAAACGAAUUGGACGAACGGAAGGAUGAGAAAAAAGCUAGUUCGUACGAUGACAUUGGACUGGAUAGAAACAGUGUACACAAUGCACUGACUGGUUUUGGUUGCAUUAAUGUUGUUAUCUCCAUGCUUCCGCCUCGUGUGUUGCGUAUUCUCAACUUUUUGGGCUUUACCCACGAUCGAGAACUUGGAAUGGGUCUGAUAUCUGAGUGUUGGCGAAGUCAAACGUUGAUUUCACCUCUUGCGGGCCUUUUUAUUAUGGCAGUCAACAGUUUUAUCUCCGGAUUUUGUUCCCUGACUACUCCACUGCUACUGCCUGUUGCAAACGAAACCGCAAAGGAGGCGAUUCAACGACAACUCACCGCCGACUCGCUCAUUCACCUGUGGUUGAUGGGUCGCAUUAGUCGUCUUCAUUUUAACAUGGAUGAAAGCAUUGCACUUCUUUCCAAGUGCCUUGAAGUGGCAGAUAGAGGACAGAUUGCGACAUCCAUGCCACAGUUACGGGAUUUUGCUGUAUACGAUCAGACAUGGAACUACGCUGCAUCAUUGCGUUGGGAAGACUGCAUUAAAAAUUAUGCCUCGCUAGAGGCAAACUCAGCCUGGUCAAAGAUAUUCUACGCUUACGCACAAGGCUGCGCCUACGAGAUGCUGUUAAGAAACACAGGGGAGGUAACUGAAUCUGAGGCGCUUUAUUACAGGGAAAACGCAACCGCAGCCUAUUGGCGUGCCGCACACCACAAGGUGACAGUAAUGGGUGGUAGGACUGUUACAAUUGAGUCCUUUGUUGCACACAGGUUAAAUGAUAUAUUCCGCCAGGCCGGUAUACCAUAUCCCAACCCAGGAAAUAAGGCAAAGCUUACCCUAUCAGUAUCUUCUCCUUCAAACAACGUUGUGCUUCGAAAUGUUGUGCCGUUGCCCAUGCUGGAGUUACUUGUCCUUUUUGACAUUAUGCAUCAGCUACCACUCUCCUACCUGGAGGUGUUUGUUAGGAUGAUUGAUGAUGAGCUGGGAUUCAAGGCGUCUAGUCCUUCUCAAACGCCGAGAGGCGGUGCUGAGAGUUUGAGCUACACUCAAAGCUUCUCCAUAACAAGCAGUGCCGAGUGGAAGCAACGCAGUGCCGUACUGUUGGCUAUGAAGGCGGUGAUUCUCUCUCAUGUGCCUGGCCAGGAGGAGAGUGUUUGCAGUCUUCUUCAAGAAGGCAUACGGGCGGCGCGUGAAUAUAAGGGACGGGGUUGCACGCUGUCGUGGAUUACUCCCUGGAUGUUCUAUGAGGAGGCCAGUUUGGCCUUUAAACGGGGGGACCUAAAAAAGUGUGCAGAGCUUUUGGGAAAACUUGAUGAAAUCAACGAGGAACAGGUAUUUCGUGCCAUCAUGGAAACGAAGUUGCACUUUGCAAGAUGGGUCCUACGGGAUGCAAAACUAAAGCAAAAAUAA